AUGGCGAAAUCUGAAAUAGAUUCGAAUUAUUGCGCGAAUUGUCAAGUUCAUGGAUGGAAAAAUCCAUCACGUAGCAUUAACAGCAUCUCGUCUUCUCCUUCAAAACAGCAAUUAUCCGUUUCAAAGUAUUGUUUAAAUACUUUUAAAGGGUCGUCUAUAGCCGGAGUUAGCAAUAUAGCAGCUGCUAAAGGGAAGUUUGAAAGGUUUAUUUGGAUAUUUAUCGUUAUUUGUUGUUUGACUGGAUUCAUAUACCAAGUAACACUCUUUCUUCAACAGUAUUAUGAUUACCCUACAAGGGUAGAGGUUGUUGUUACGACGGAAGGUUUAAUGGAAUUCCCUUCUGUAACCCUAUGCAACAACAACAGGAUAAAGAAGAGUGAAUAUUGUAAAUAUAAUAAUGGAUUCUGUCCUAACAAUUCUUAUGAAUUAGAGCAUAUUAAACUGAAAGAAAAUGAUAUUCCUAAAAUACAAUUACAACUUUUAGUCGAGGACAAGCCAAAUAUUAGGAGAAUUUUGGGUCACAAUAUAUCUGAUAUGAUCAUCUCUUGUACGUUUACCGGAACUCCUCCAAUGAAUAGCAAUGAAUGUGUUAAACGAUUCGAAUAUUUUCAUGAUCCAGAUUUUGGAAAUUGUUAUAGUUUAGAAUCGGUUGGAGAUAAUGACACGUUAAAGGCUUCCGAAUCGGAUGUUUGGGAAGAAUUAAGUGGCCAUGCAACAGAAGGAAUAUUUACAGUCAAAUAUAGAUUAUAUAUGGAUAUAGUAACGUGAUUUGAAGAUCCAUUUGUCAGUAUUCAUUGAAUCAUUGGCGUUUUAUUUUAUGGCUAUUUAGGAUGGC
Molecule: messenger RNA, 835 nt
Organism: Centruroides sculpturatus (bark scorpion)
Lineage: Eukaryota; Metazoa; Arthropoda; Arachnida; Scorpiones; Buthidae
Product: acid-sensing ion channel 5-like
Exons: 5
Coding region: 1-768 (255 amino acids)
Biological process (GO): sodium ion transmembrane transport
Cellular component (GO): membrane
Molecular function (GO): ligand-gated sodium channel activity
Source: RefSeq, a predicted model, not a curated record